Glycine soja is the source of this 1564-nucleotide messenger RNA. RefSeq names its product ubiquitin-like domain-containing CTD phosphatase. Lineage: Eukaryota; Viridiplantae; Streptophyta; Magnoliopsida; Fabales; Fabaceae. Gene Ontology annotation, molecular function: phosphoprotein phosphatase activity; protein binding. Gene Ontology annotation, cellular component: nucleus. The record is from RefSeq and is a predicted model, not a curated record. Bases 99 to 1088 code for a protein of 329 amino acids. The transcript is spliced from 6 exons.
AGAGAUUUUUAUCCAAAUCUACGGAGUAAGUUUUGUUUUGUUUGUUGUUGUUGCUGCAAAGGAAGGAAGGAAGAGCGUGGGUGAGUGACGGAGGAGGCAUGGCUACUACGGCUACGGCUUCGGCGUCGUGGGAGGAACUGACGCUGAAAGUGAAAUGGAUCGGCAACGAGUACACCGUCAGAGUCUGCGCCGACGACACCGUGGGCGAACUCAAGCGCCGAAUCUGCGAGCUAACCAACGUCUUACCCCUUCGGCAAAAGCUCUUGUACCCCAAACUCGGUUCCAAACUCAACGACGACUCUCUCUUCCUCUCCCAGCUCCCCCUCAACUCCUCUCUCAAGAUGACCAUGAUCGGUACUACGGAAGAGGACUUGCUCGUGGAUCCCGUGGAGUCCCCUGAGAUCCUCGAUGAUUUGGAGCUUCCCAAGGACGAAGCUGUUGACAUCAAAGAUAUGGAAGUCAACAAGCUGAAGUUGAAUAGACGCAUUCAUCACUUCAAGAUUGAGCUUCAAAAUUCCUGUCGCCAAGGGAAGAAACUGCUUGUUCUGGAUAUUGAUUACACUCUCUUUGAUCACCGCUCCACUGCUGAGAACCCUCUUCAACUCAUGAGACCCUACCUUCACGAGUUUCUUACUUCAGUUUAUUCUGAGUAUGACAUUAUGAUAUGGUCGGCAACCAGCAUGAAGUGGAUUAAAGUCAAGAUGGAACAACUUGGGGUGUUGGACAAUCCUAACUACAAAAUCACCGCACUUCUUGACCACAUGGCAAUGAUCACGGUUCAGACUUCUUCUCGUGGGGUCUUUGAUUGCAAGCCUCUUGGUUUGAUCUGGGCUAAGUUCCCUGAGUUCUACAAUGCUUCAAAUACUAUCAUGUUUGAUGACCUUAGAAGAAAUUUUGUGAUGAACCCACAGAAUGGUUUGACAAUUAAACCAUUCAGGAAGGCUCAUGCCAACCGAGAUAGUGAUCAGGAGCUUGUGAAACUUACCCAGUACUUACUAGCCAUUGCAGAGCUUGAUGACUUGAGCAACCUCGAACAUAAUAAUUGGGAGUUAUUCACAGAGGACAACACUAAAAGGCGUAGGCACUGAUAAAUAAUAAUUGAAUGCAAUAACUGGAAUCUGGUAAGCAAGAUGCAGCUUCUAGACUUACAAAAAUAUGCAGUUUUAUGAGGACAUUGUUCAGCCAGAGGAUUUCAGUUUUUUAUAUCAAGUAAUUAUAUCUUUGGACGGGGUGAAUGACAAAAGGAAAGGACUUCUUGUAGCAGCUGUAUGGAGUUAUCUAAGAGGACUAAUAUUGCUUAUGCAAUUUCUAUCCAGCAAUUCCUGAACAGAAUUUGAUUUGAUGAAUGAAAAAUAUUCUAUCCUUUCAUAAUUUGUUGGGAAAGGGUAUAAAGAUGGAUAAUUUGUGUGACACCUAUGGCUGUAACUAUUCUCCAAAGUGAUCAAUUGAACAUGGAAGUUCAAUCUCCUUCUCUAGUGUUUUUCGGCCUAUCAUGUAAUGAAACUUGAAGUUGUUCUUGGAUUUUAUGCUUCAUGAUAUAUUUUAUUGUCUUUUGUUAGUGAUC